This is a messenger RNA of Mytilinidion resinicola, 913 nucleotides long. RefSeq names its product putative peptidyl prolyl cis-trans isomerase. The transcript has 3 exons. Gene Ontology annotation, molecular function: peptidyl-prolyl cis-trans isomerase activity. Gene Ontology annotation, cellular component: catalytic step 2 spliceosome. The record is from RefSeq and is a predicted model, not a curated record. The coding region runs from base 40 to 528 and encodes 162 amino acids. Lineage: Eukaryota; Fungi; Ascomycota; Dothideomycetes; Mytilinidiales; Mytilinidiaceae. Gene Ontology annotation, biological process: protein peptidyl-prolyl isomerization.
CACCACACUGCUCAUUCAUCUACUCGCGCAAGAGGCAAGAUGGCGACAGAUGUGGCUCUAGAGACCUCUAUGGGCGUUAUAACCUUCGAACUAUACAACAACCAUGCGCCGAAAACCUGCAAAAACUUUGCGACCCUGGCUCAUCGCGGCUACUACAAUGGCAUAGUGUUUCACCGUAUCAUCCCAAACUUCAUGGUGCAGACUGGCGACCCUACCGGUACGGGUCGAGGCGGCGCCUCGAUCUAUGGCGAAAAGUUCGAGGACGAGAUUGAUCCUGCAUUGAAGCACACUGGAGCUGGAAUUCUCAGCAUGGCGAACAGCGGACCAAACACGAAUGGUAGCCAAUUCUUCAUCACGUUGGCGCCGACACCUUGGUUAGAUGGCAAGCAUACAAUAUUUGGGAGGGUCAAAGGUGGAAUGAGGGUAGUACAGAGGAUGGGAAUGGUCAAGACUGGUCCUGAGGACAGGCCGGUCGAUGAACUAAAGAUUGUAAAAGCCAAGAUUGUGGAACAAACGGAGGAAAUCUGACCUUCCAGUAUUUGGGUCAAGGCUAUAUAAUCUUGAUUGAUUCUUCCAGGGGUUUUGGAGCGAAGAUGGAACAAUCUCAUGACGGCCCCUGUGCAGCAGAGCGAAACCUGACCAGUAGGGUAUUCAGAGUCACAGAGGCCAUUGACGGCGUCAAAAAUGAUAAGAUAAAGUAAGAAGAAUAAGACUACACGAAUCUAAACUUCAAACCAUGAAGAACCUUGUUGACCCUGUGCGAAAUAUCAUUAAUUUUACCCAAAGUCCUUGAAGACGUAUUGCAUAUGUGCGAUAGCUUCAUGAAAACUUCUUUUAAACGCCGAUGACAUGCGUGAAACGUCGAACUUUUUAUUCAGUGCACGGGAUACGAUUGACUAGUACAGCCAUGGGC